AUGGCGACAACAACCAUCUCGAAGCUCUUGGUCUUUGCUGCCCUUGUUUUUGUUGGGCAGGCCGGUCUUAUAACGAAACCGGACGGUCCGAUCGUUCCAACACGGUAUGGAGACGUGCGAGGCUUGUACGCGGAGGAAGGGGCUAUCUUCCUCGGUCUCCCGUUCGGGGUUCCACCGGUAGGCGAGCUGCGCUGGAAGCCUCCUCGGGCGUACAACACGUCCUGGGCGCCCAGAGUUCGAGACGGCACCGUACCGGGACCGGCAUGUCGGCAAACAAGUUGUGGACCGAACUAUAAAGAUUACCAACACACUUGUAACCGCGACAAGAACAAAACGCAGAGUGAAGACUGCCUGUACCUUAACGUUUUCGUGCCCAGAUCCGUUCUACUGAACUCUUCUGUCAGACUACCUGUGAUGUGUUGGUUUCAUGGUGGUAAUUACCAGUAUGGCACCGGCGCUGCUUUAAUCUAUGAUGGGCGGAUUUUGGCCAACAAAACCAACACUGUCGUCGUAACGACCAACUACAGACUCGGCGUUUUCGGCUACCUUGUGACCGGCGAGGGCGAAGACGAUGCCAGGGGAAACUAUGGAACAUUAGAUCAGAUUGAAGCACUAACGUGGGUCCAACAGAAUAUCGCAGACUUUGGUGGGGACAAGGAUAAAGUAACCGUUUUCGGACAGAGCGCCGGGUCAGAUUCGAUUGCAGUUCUCCUGACGUCCGCUAGGGCGGCAGACCUGUUCCACCAGGGCAUCAUGCUGAGCGUGCCGUUCUCCAUCCCACUCAAAACUCAGUCAGAAGCGAUUCGUUACGGGAAUGAUUUUACAAAGUUCGCGAACUGCUCUACCGGGGACAUGAAGUGCCUUCGCUCCAAGUCAGCCGACGCAAUUCUCGAUGCCCAAAAGAAAACGUUUUGGCACGGCCAUGCCUACUGUCAGGGUCACGUCUGUCACGGGGAAGACAUUCCGUUCGUGUUUCAAACACCUCUACUGAUCAACCUAACCUUCACCCGAGAAGAACAGGUCCUAGCUGACACCAUGGUGUAUCACUACGGUAACUUCGCACACACGGGCGACCCGAACAAAGCUAGCCCGAAUGUCUACACCACAGGCAACGUCCUAAAAUCACCACUGAACUGGCCCAGGUAUAACAAAGGGAAUCUAUUCCCCAACAUGAAUUUUACCACUACCCAGAGUGUUAUAGUACAGGACUAUAACAAGGAAAAGUGUGACUUCUGGGAUAAGGAAAAUAUCUAUUCAGCGAGAAAUAAGGGCAAUUGA
Molecule: messenger RNA, 1278 nt
Organism: Branchiostoma floridae (Florida lancelet)
Lineage: Eukaryota; Metazoa; Chordata; Leptocardii; Amphioxiformes; Branchiostomatidae
Product: acetylcholinesterase 1-like
Exons: 2
Coding region: 1-1278 (425 amino acids)
Source: RefSeq, a predicted model, not a curated record